Grus americana (Whooping crane) is the source of this 757-nucleotide messenger RNA. RefSeq names its product apovitellenin-1. Gene Ontology annotation, cellular component: chylomicron. NCBI's taxonomy places the organism in Eukaryota, Metazoa, Chordata, Aves, Gruiformes, Gruidae. The coding region runs from base 112 to 432 and encodes 106 amino acids. Gene Ontology annotation, molecular function: enzyme inhibitor activity. The transcript has 4 exons. Gene Ontology annotation, biological process: lipid metabolic process. The record is from RefSeq and is a predicted model, not a curated record.
GCAUAAAUGCCGGUGUCUCAGAUGAGCAUCUACCUCACCUUUGGCCUGAGAAAGAGAGAAAGCAGGACAGCAGGUGUCUUGGUGUAGAGAGCGGAACCAGUACUGCAAACCAUGCUGCAAUCCAGGGCAUUGGUGAUAGCUCUGAUUCUGCUCCUUGGCACCACUCUCCCCGAAGUGCACUCAAAGUCCAUCUUUGAGAGAGAUCGUCGUGACUGGUUGGUCAUCCCCGAUGCAAUUGCAGCUUACAUCUAUGAAACUGUGAACAAGAUGUCCCCUAAAGUUGGUCAGUUCUUGGUGGAUGCUGCCCAGACUCCAGUAGUUGUUGUGACCAGGAACUUCCUCAUCAGAGAAACAACUAAACUCAGUAUACUGGCUGAACAGCUGAUGGAAAAAAUAAAGAACCUGUGGUAUACAAAAGUCCUAGGCUACUAGCCAGAUGAAGACAAGUCAGUGUUUCCUGAUGGGAGUUGGUAGCACCCUACAGUGUCCUCUUUCCCUCUGCCCCUACUACCGACCAAGAUCAGUCAAUAAGACAGAAUCGAUGCUCCUCUUAAUACCACUAGAGGGAACCCAGCUUCAAAGACCAAAGGAUGGAAGGCAUCUGCUGAAGUCUCCCCUGAAAAAAACCCCGCUGCUGGGCAUGGGGAAGGCAAUGAGAUUGUAGAGCUCUUCUGUAGCCAAAUCCUGAAAAUUAAUUCCUCCUGAAUGGCUUGGCCAUUGCCUCUCUAAUUAAAAAAAAUGUUGGUUGUUACACUUC